AUGCACCUGCCCCAGCAGCAGCUGCUCCGGUCCAGAGACACAUCUGAGAAGCAGAGAAGCCGUGCAGCUGCCGGGGCGCCCACCCUGUCCGGGAUCCGGUUCUUCCGGAACAGCGGGGAAAUCCUUUGCAUCGAACUCCCCUCCCCUCAGCCCAGAUUCACAAGUUCACUUGAUGUGUCAGACGUCUCUGGCCCGCAGGCCGGAGAGUACAGCUGUGAGUCCUGGAGGAGGGAGUCUGGGAAAGAAAUCACAUCACAGAGAAGCCAAGUCAUCGCCAUCGCAGUGGUGGAUCCCCCUCCCCAGCCGAAGCUGAGCGUGGAUCCCCCGUCUGGAGUAGUGAAUGAAGGGUUUUCCCUGAACAUCACCUGCAUGGCCCCCGGGGACCCCCGUAAGCGGAGGUUUCACUUCUACAAGGACGGAGCUGAACUUGUUCCUGGGGAUCUGGGCUCUGAGAUCAGCACCGUGGAGCCCAGCACCGGCUUUGUGAAAGUCUCUGUGGUCAGCAUUCGUCCCCAAAUCACUGGGGAAUUCACCUGCGGCUACGAGGAGAUCGUGGGCAGGAGGGGGGCCCUGUCCCCCCCGAGCCAGGCUGUGAACGUCACCGUGAACACCAGCACAGAAGCCUUUCUGAGUAUGGACCUUAUAAGUAUUCAGAUCUAUUAA
Molecule: messenger RNA, 663 nt
Organism: Pelodiscus sinensis (Chinese soft-shelled turtle)
Lineage: Eukaryota; Metazoa; Chordata; Testudines; Trionychidae
Source: RefSeq, a predicted model, not a curated record